UUUACUGCCGUACGCGCAGUUUUCAGUAGUACGGUGCACUAUUUUAAGAUGAAUUUAAGUCAUUGAGGCGAAUUAAAUCAGGCGGCAUUACCACUUCAUUAAACUUUUAUCUAUUUACGGAGGUAGCGUCGCACGAAGAAUGUGAAAAACGACUUAUCAGAGUAGUAUCGUGAUGGCAAUCCGUGACAAGUUACAUGUGACCCAACUUUCCUGACUUUUGAGGCCAAAUGGCGAUUACCAAAUAAAACGGACGAUUUUCGCUUGGUUUGUCACGAUGUCAGGACAGAGCGGUGGACAUCGAGUGUGUUUACCCAAGCUUAAUGAACAAUUGACAUGUAGACUGUGUGGUGGUUAUUUUAUCGACGCCACUACUAUUAUAGAAUGUUUACACUCAUUUUGUAGGAGCUGCAUUGUCAAAUAUUUGGAAAAUAACAAGUAUUGUCCAAUCUGUGAGGUACAGGUUCAUAAAAGCAGGCCAUUAUUAAAUAUACGUCCUGACUAUACCUUACAAGAUAUUGUAUAUAAACUCGUACCUGGAUGUUACCAAAACGAAAUGCGAUGUCGGAGAGAAUUUUACGCGAAGCAUCCAGGUAUACGUGAUCAAGUAACGUCUCCGGAAGCACGUGGAGAACCAACAGAAUCGCACAUAUAUUCUCCGGAUGAAUCUCUCAGUCUGUCCUUGGAGUACUUUAAUCCUCACACGGAAGAUUUAGAUGAAACGAAUGCCGUUAAGGACGCGACUCAAAAGCCGCAUUUGAAGCGAUAUUUGCGAUGUCCUGCAGCAGUGACAGUAUUUCAUUUACAAAAAUUAAUAAGAGCCAAAUAUGGCCUUAGCGAUGCACACCGAGUUGAUAUAAUGUACAAAGAGGAGCCCUUGUGCAGUAGUUAUACUUUAAUGGACGUGAUGUACAUCUAUCAUUGGAGGCGGAAAGUUCCAUUACACCUAAGCUACAGGAUAUUCGAGUCGUCCUCGAAACGCAUCAAAUUGUCGGAAGACAAUGCCAGCUACAAGAAAUCGCUGACGAACGCCGGCAUUCACUCCGACGAGAUGAAAGACGAGAAGUCGUUGAAACGCGAGUGGAAGGAAGUGCAGUUGAAAAUAUCGGAGACAGGCGUGAUGAGCAUAACCGAUAUAUCGAAUACGGUGCUCAAGAGAGAGGCGGAGACGGAGAAUCCGGAAGAUCCGAAGAUCUCGGACGAGACCGUCACUACCAUCGCAACGGUGAACAAGGCGGAUUCAUUGGUGGAAAAUUGCAGUGUGCCGAAUGCCUGUUUAGAGACGAUGCAACCUAUUGUGGUUAUCGACGCGCUAAUGAUGAAGAACGCGACUCUGUCCGACUCGAGCAGCGCGCCUCUCGCAACGAGCGACGUCAAGACGUCCACGGACGACAAUUCGCCGACCAAGAACUGCACAUCGCUACCCCCUCAGCACGGUGGAAACACGACGACGAGGCAGGCCAGUGAAACAGCGAAUCAUACCGCCCCGGUGAACUCGCAGCAAGACGCGGAGGCGAAAGUUCACGAUCAGACUAACAACGCAAUCGAGGACAAAGCAAUCUCGCAGGGGCAGAAAGCCGCCGGUCAAACGAUAACGCAGUGUACGGAAGAGAGCGCGCCCACACCCCUCGUCGAGAAUACGUCGGGGAUGGAUACGCGAGCGAAGAGGCUGACGAUCAACAACAACAACAACAACAACAACAACAGCACGGACUCGAGGAGCGAGGCUCAGAAGGAAUGCAUGAAGAGCGAGUUGAAAGUGGGGAACGUGGGAUCCAAGAUCGACGCGUUGAGCGCAAAGUUGCAGUUCCAGCCGAAGAUGGGUCAGGUCAACAACACUUACUCGAAGAAAGCACCGAAGGAGAAGCGGGCGAUUUUUCAGAGCGCCAAGAAGUCGGACGCGAAGUCGCCGACGGAGGUUGCGGCCAAGGCCGCCGACACGAAAACGCGAGCGAAUUGCGGGCAGAGCGCGGUAGCGAAAAUGUCGGCACCGUGUCCCACGGCGACCUCUCCGCAGAAGCCGGUCGUGUCGACCGCCACGGCGCCUCAGACGACUACUUCGACAACGGUGGACGCCUCGGCCGUGCCUAGCAAACCGGAGGUUCCCCACGAGAAGGAUAAUCAGAACUCGGGCAUCGACGUACAGCAGGCCUUGAAUCUGCUGGAGCAGAAGAGAAACUCGCCGACACCGACUCAAGCGGAAGCAGUCUCGAAGACGACGAGCCACGCGAGCGCCGCGGGCGGCCAGAGAUUACAGCAAAGCGCGCGAAGUAGCAACACAGUGGUCACGCCGAACGAAAGCCCCGUGCCGAACAUCCCGACGUCCACGUCCAUGAGCCAGGCGACGUUCCCGUACACGGUCCACGAUCUGGUGACCAACGCCAGCCUGAAAGCGACCCUGAAAAAUCCCAACAGCGCGCUCCCGAAUUCACUGACGGCGUCGCCGGUGGCCUGCUCGACGUCCGCCAACAGUCAAAUGUCUCCUAUGCAUCAGUUCAGCAUGCAGACGCCGUCGAUGAGCAUAUACUCCAUACCCACGUCCUUGAAGAACAACUGCGGCAACGCGAGUCCAGCCGCAGCCACUGUGACGGUCACGUCGACGGCAACGCUGAAAUCGUCGUCGGGGCCGACCUCGACUCCCUGCCCGGACGCGAUCCCCAUAUCCCUGUUGAAGCCGUCGCUGCGCAAGCAGGAGGCGACCGCCAAGGGCAGCAACCUGAACGAGAUCUGCGCCAAGAUCGGCUCGAACACGACGGGCUCGAAGAUCAACGACAUCUGCGCGAAGAUCGGCGAGAACUCGAAGGAGAAGAACAGGGUGGAGGCGCGCAGCAAGUCGGACAUACCGGACCUGCUUAAGAUAGCGAAGAAGAGCCCCUCACCGUCGGACACGAGCGUCAAGCACAUACCGAACAUCCCCAACGUGCCGGUCUACACGCCCAGUAGCAACGCGACGACGGUGGAGGCGAAGGGGCCGAAGGUCGCCUUGCCGACGUCGACGGCCGCCGCAUUGGCGGUGUCGACGCCGCCGGCGUCCUCCCACGCGAGCCAGAGGAUAUCGGUCCUCAAGAAGCAGAGCCAGCCGAUCGGCUACAAGACGCUGCGCGACCCGCCCAAGUCCUGGAACCCGACGCUGUCGAAGAACAACUACGUGGCGGUGAAGAACCAGGCGAAGGAGAUGCAGAAUCAGACGCAGACCGCCGCGUCCGAGGGCACGAGCAAGCAGAUCCCCUCGAAGCCGGCCAAGAUCUUCAAGAUGAGGAACAUGCCGCGCUACCUGGGCAAUCCCGCGUCGGGCGUGAAGCCGAUGUACGGGGUCGCGAACGACACGAAGGAGAAGGAGCAGUCGGCGGCGAACGCGGUUAAGGGCGCCACUCUCAACAUGAUGAAGAUCGACCCCAAGACCUUGUCGCCGAUCGUCUCCACGGCAAACUCGCCGAUCGUCUCGCCGCCGCCUUAUUCGCCGAACGCCCGGAGUUACCAGAACACCCCGUUCCCGCGGGACAUCUGCCGCAGCACCGGCUCGCCCUUGUCGUCGAGGAACUCGCCGGUGAACAUGCUGUCGACCAAUCCGUUCAUACCGUCUCCCACGCCCAACACGAACCCCCGAAUCAUAUAUUCUCAUUUUCCCCCGCCUUUUCCAGAUGCCAGCCGGUUCCCGAACCCUCUGAUACGGUCGCCCAUCGGUAUCCCGCCUCCCAGUGCCUUCCACAGUAGUCUACCGCCCUCGAUCAACAAGCUGUAUCAGCGAUCGAGUUACAUACCGCAGACCACCGGCUACUCGCCGGUGGUCGGCCAGCCGCCGGCGGUCCAAAGAAUACCGCCUAGCACCCACUCGUCGUCGCCGAAGUCGCCCAAGGCCUCCUCGCCCGGCUCGAUCUCGUCGUUCAACCUCGGCAAGACGGAGCCGAUCACGUCGACGGUGAACAGCGUCGCGUUGCUCCUGUCGAAGAGCGUGCCCGUGCCGGUGCCGGUGCCGAUGCCGGUGAACAUACCUGUGUCCGUGUCGCAUCAACGGGAGCUCAACGCGUUCAACCUGUCGAAAACCGGCGGCAGUCUGGCCGGCGUCACCUCCAACAUCGCGAAGACGGCGGACACGAGCGACGGCGCUCAUCACGAGCCGCAGACCUCCAAGCAGAACUCCGGCUCCUCAGUGUCGCUUAAUCCUGCGGCCGCGAACCUCGAGGUGUCCGAGAACUCCAGCUCGCCGUGCGCCGGCGAAAGGAAGCAGGGGAGCAAGGACACGGACGCGCAGAAGGCGCAAGAGGGCGGGCAAGCUUCCAAGCCGAAGAUCGCCGAUGGUUCGAGCCCGACCGACAAGAAGGAGAAGAACCAAACGACCAAAGUCAACGGCGACGUCACGACCGAACACUUCGGAAGCAAGAAGUCCAAGGAGUACAAUAACGAGCAGACGACGACGACAACGACGACGACGAAGCCGCCGACGCCGACGCAAGAAACGACCGAACGAGAGGGCCAAGUGGAACGCUCCUCGCCUCGCGAACGAAAUAGUAUUCAGAGGAACAACGCUCCGACUGCCGUCAACGACUCAUCGGCGAACGACUCCAAGGCCGAGGACCUCGGCAAGACCGGCGAACAGAUACAGGGCAAAAAGUCUGAGGUGCAAAGAAACAAGGCGGAGACGUAAUCGCGAAUCGUCCGUAGAUAAAUGAAAGUCGCGGGAUUUUAUUACUCUCACUCGUACACACUCACUCACUCUUUCACUCACUUUCUCUUUUCUCUCUCUUUCCCCUCUCUUUCCCCUCUAUCUUUCUCUUUCUCCCGCCCAUUCGGCGGAAACUGCAUUUAACCGGACACACAAUGGCCACGUUUACACGGCACCUAAAACCGAUUUAGUAAGUUUCGUAUUCCACAUUUACGUGAACAGUACGGAACCGGUUCAGUAGUUUCUGCUGGUGCGACCAUCGACGUUACGUAUAUAAACGAUUACGUUGUAACUACCCAGUAAACAAUCUGCUAGCUGUCUGACGACAGAUUGGCGACAAAUGCAUUGUCAUAUCUGUGUGCAAUCUGCUGUUGUCCCCUCGGCAGAGUCUAAUGACAGAUUGCUCGACAGCAGAUUAGCGGCAGAAAGCGAGCAGGAUCUGCGAUAUGUUUCAUUUAGAUCGGAACGACGGAACCCGCUCGAUUUCUGCCGUUAGAUCCUGUUGUAUUUCUGCCAGCAAGCUGCUUACACAGUCUGCUGUGCAAUUUGCUUUUGCAGGUUUGGCUAUGGUUGGGUAUACCGUGAUGAUUUGUGACACCGAUAGAAUAUCGAAGACUUAUCACAUCGGCUUCACGUUGUUCGCGCUAGCGGAAAUUACGGGCGUUGCUGAUUAGAUUUUAGCAUGCCGUGCAAACAUAGUCAAUGACAGCUCGCUCGAGAGGAAGCAAAAUCGGCAGUCAGGCUGCCCACGGCCCGCGUUCUGAUAUUUACUGCCAAUAAUUCUAACGCCGUUUCCACCGUGAUGACCGACGCGCAUAAUAUUCCACAUGCACGUACCUGUAUUGUACAUUCGAGAAGCGCGCCCAUGUUAUCCGCGCGUAGCGCAGAAAAUGUCAGAAGACACGCGAGAAAAUCAGACACACACACACACACACACACACACACACACACACACACAAAAGAUGAUCGGAUAGAUUCUCGUUACACGGACGUCGUUAAAGAACGCAAGAGUAAGGCAGUUUAUGGCCGUUGUUGAGGAUGUUGCGUGUUAGAAAUCUGUAUAUUUCUGUAAAUACAUAGCAAUCGCGAUAGAUCUAAUUAUUUUCUAUUAUAAAUGAGUUAUUAUAUCAUUAUGUUGAGCACGUUAUUUUAUGAGCGUACGUUGACGAUAAUUACGAGGAGGCCGUCAGAUUUUUCCAUAUUGCGCAUAUCCAACACUGAUACGACCAUUAAACGAGCCUCUCCCCUCCCCCCCCCUUCCCCUAUCCACGUUGUUACACGCGCAAUACGCAUAUGUGCGUAUGUAGGUAUGUAUACGUACACGGCGGUGUCGAGCGUGAUGAAAAUGCAUUCGCGAGUGCGACGAGCAAAGAUCCCGUCGUUGACACACGACGGGAUACACCAACCGACGCAAAUUUAUAUAAAUACGUUAUACAUAUUCACGAUUAUAUACCGUGGCUCGUCUGGUCGGGAAUGCAUCCAAGCUCGGCGCUGAUACACGGCAUAUCCCACUUCUAUCGUAUACCCUUUCGGUCAUAUAUUUUAUGGUAAAUUUCAAAUCGAUCCCUCCGCGAGGAUGCAAUAGCCACGAAGCUCAAACGAGAAGCGGCAACGUCGUAACGUCGCAACGCCAAGUUCACGAAACAACGCGAUCAGAUAUAUCAGAUAUAUCACGGCACUUAAGUCGCAGAAUAUAAAUAUAAAUACGCUUUAUCAUCGAGGCACGCAGGCAUUUAAAUGAAAAAGGAAGCGUGACAAUUGUAGUUUGCACUUCAGUUGUAUCUAAUUGGAAAACCGUUUCGGGAAUUCCACGGAGAAUAUGUGACGGAAAAAUAAUGAUACGUUUCAAGUAGGGNUCUCUCUCUCUCUCUCUCUCUCUCUCUCUCUCUCUCUCUCUCUCUCUCUCUCUCUUUCUUUCUAUAUCAUAUUUAUCUCAUUUCGUUACACACGUAUACGUAUAUUAUGCAUUAUAGUGUCGAAGCGGAAACUUUUUUUCUUCACACGAGAAGCGUCGACGAACUCUUCCAAAUUAUCUCGAACCGUCUCAAAAAUCAUGAUUUUUUUGUCAAACAUGAGUGUAACUUUCGUUGAAGUCAUCUUGGUAAAUGAAUUCACCGCUUGAACGAUUGAACGACGAUUGUUCGGAGUCAUGUAUGUCAUAUCGACAACUAUAUGAUUUCUCUCUCAGUGCGUAUACCUGCUGUUGAUUUGUUGAUAUCACAACGUAUAACAUUCAUCUUCCCGAUAACAUACUAUUAAUA
Dinoponera quadriceps is the source of this 6921-nucleotide messenger RNA. RefSeq names its product polycomb group protein Psc-like. The record is from RefSeq and is a predicted model, not a curated record. Gene Ontology annotation, molecular function: promoter-specific chromatin binding. NCBI's taxonomy places the organism in Eukaryota, Metazoa, Arthropoda, Insecta, Hymenoptera, Formicidae. Gene Ontology annotation, biological process: negative regulation of transcription by RNA polymerase II. Bases 275 to 4642 code for a protein of 1455 amino acids. The transcript is spliced from 5 exons. Gene Ontology annotation, cellular component: PRC1 complex.